AUGGUUUCCACCAGCAUCAUCGAGAGGCUCGCCUUCUUGGUAUCAUUCAUCUUAUGGGGAGUAGUAGCCAGCCCUCGUGGAAUUAUAGUUGGGGACUGGAGGAACCUGGAAGUGUCUCGGGAGAUAAUCUUUCAGCCGAGCACAGUGAAGGUGACUGUGAAUGUUGAGCUCGAUUGCUCGAUGUGUACGGGGCCGAUGGACUACGCUUUUCUAAAGCUACCCAAUCAGCCCUUGGGGCACCAUAAGGUUAGUUUUUUUCAAGGUCUGGGAUAUGUCUCGGUGGUGGAAAAUGAAUCUGGGAAGAACUUGGUCGUGGAGGACUUUGGCCUGUUCGGAGAGGACAGGUAUUUGAAAGUGACUCUACCGGAGGCUAUGAAUAAGGCUUCACUUAACGUGCACAUGGUAUUUGGUAGAAUGUAUAGGCCCUUACCUGAGGAGAUACUGGAAUUGGAGAUCCAGAAGGUUGAGUAUGUUGAUGCUGUGUAUUGGCCCUCUCCCUAUCCUACACUUAAGGAGACUACUACUAUCAGGCUAAUGAGCGAAGAGAAAAUUGAACGGGUUUUGCCGGAGGGUUCAGCAAAGGUGAAGGGAAAAUCGAUUACCUAUGGACCAUACAACGAUAUCAAGCCUUACGAGGGACUUCCAGACCUAAUACACGUUCAUGUUUCCCAUCCCUUCCCUCUGCCCUACUUUGCCAAGAGCUCUAGAGUGGUAGAGGUUUCUCAUUGGGGUAGUGUGUCCGUGACGGGCCAGUUCGAGCUGGUUAAUGAAGCCGCUAGGUUGGGAGGGGAGUUCUCUAGGAUACCCUUUAGUAUUGACAAAUGGGGGAGCAGCGGAGAGAACCCCUACAAGGUGAAGUCAUGUGUGAAUGAGAUAGAGGCGAUCCUGCCGAGGUCAGUGCGCAAUAUCAACUACAGGGAUGCUAUUGGGAAUGUUUCUUCUACGCAUGCCCGAAGAGAGGGCAAGAAGUAUGUGUCGGUGCAGUUGUCGCCUAGGUUUCCUAUGCUUGGAGGAUGGAAGGACGAAUUCGAAUUCUCCUAUGCGCUACCAUCUAAGACUGCUCUGAAGGUGUCGUCUAGUGACAGUCAUCAGUACGUGCUCAAUGUGGCAUUCAACCAGCCUUUUGUGAGGGUCUUUGCUCAGGAACAAGUUCUCGAGGUCGUUCUACCGGCAGGAGCUACAGGGAUCAGAAUUAACUCUCCAGCUGGCCUUGGAACAUUUGAGUACAUUCCUGAGGGGAGAUACUCGUGGUUGGACUUUACUACACCGAGGAGACUCGUCCGUAUAGUCUCAUCUGGGUUGAUCGUGCCAGAGAGGGAUGCUCUUAAUACCAAAAUUCAGAUCGCCUAUCACAUGCCCACUGGAUUGGGUAUAUUGGAUAAGCCUGCUCUGCUGGUUGUGUACGUUUUCGCCCUUUUCUUGGCUUACAUCGUUUNNNNUGAUGGAUGUUUUUGCAUGCUGGGAAUAAUGGUGAAAUGA
This is a messenger RNA of Perkinsus marinus ATCC 50983, 1479 nucleotides long. Its product is annotated as Dolichyl-diphosphooligosaccharide--protein glycosyltransferase 67 kDa subunit precursor, putative. The record is from RefSeq and is a predicted model, not a curated record. Bases 1 to 1479 code for a protein of 492 amino acids. NCBI's taxonomy places the organism in Eukaryota, Perkinsozoa, Perkinsida, Perkinsidae. Gene Ontology annotation, cellular component: oligosaccharyltransferase complex; membrane. The transcript is spliced from 15 exons.